AUGGAUUUAGAAUAAGUUAAUUAGAAAGAAGAUAAUUAAAGGAUCAAUAUUGAAUUUGGCAACCUUAAGUAUGUUAAGACUAAAAUUGAAGCUAUUUGCUAUCUUGUUUGGAGAGCCGCUAAACACUAAUUUAACUUAAAUAUUUCAGUAGAAGAAAUAAAUCCAGACUAUUAUAAAAUAAAAAUCUAAGAUAUAGUUUUAUUAAAAGUAAUUCAAAUAAGCCAUUACAUAAAAAUAUUCUGUGCUAAAACUCCCUCAAAUAGCAUUAUUGAAAUAAAUCUAAAUAUUUACUCUUUUUUCAAAAAAUAUUUGAGCAACUAAAUUACUUUAGAUGAUACAAAAAUAAAUUAAUAGUUUCUUAAUUUAGAUAUUUAUAGUCGUUUAUUAAAUAUAUUUGACAGUAGAAUAUACCUUAUGCUUAAUUCAGAGUAAAUAAACUAAAAUUUACUGUUAAAUUAAAGACAUUUUAUUAUUUGUAUGAGAGUAAAUACAAUAUUGUUAAGAGUAUGCAAAUUUUUAAAUAAAAAAGAUCUACUAAACUUUCUAACUCUAAAUUAUUAAUCUAAUAAAAAUUAUGCUAACAACAAAGAAUUUUGGUAUUAACUAUAUUCUAGUAAAUAUGGUAAAUCUGGAUUUAAAUUAAAUCAAUUAGAAUGGAAAAAGGUUUAUUUGUAAAAAAUAAAAUGA
Molecule: messenger RNA, 687 nt
Organism: Tetrahymena thermophila SB210
Lineage: Eukaryota; Ciliophora; Oligohymenophorea; Hymenostomatida; Tetrahymenidae
Exons: 1
Source: RefSeq, a predicted model, not a curated record